AUGAGGGCCCUCAAGCGAUUCCCUACGGAGACAUGGGUGCCAUUUUUUGUCGAAGGACUCUCCAUGGUGCGGCACCUACGUGGACCAGACCACCCUGCAACAUUGGACACGAUGAAGACCAUUGGCAGAUGGUACUGCCGCAGCCACAUGUAUGACCAAGGCAUGCCACUGCUGCGCGAGUGUUUAGAGAUUAAAGCGCGGAUUGGGGACACCGACAUAAAGGUCAUGGAUACAGUUCAUUACCUCGGGGAAUUACUGUACGUGCAAGACCAGGUCGUAGAGGCCCAAGCGUUGUUCGGUCAAGUGUACGAACAGAUGUGUCGAGUUAGCGGACCAGGCCACCCCCUUGCGAUGGACGCCCAAAGCAAUAUUGCCACGUGCGCCGUCGCUCGAGGGCAUUAUGCGGCAGCCGAAGCCACAUUUUCCGAGUAUUUCAACGAAAUGCUGCGACAGUAUGGCGUCGGACACAGACACACGAUUUCAUCGCUGCUCAGUCUCGGCAAGGUGCGCCGGCUUCGAGGCAAUUUCGAUCUCGCAAAGGCGAACCUGUUGCAUUGCAUCGAAAACUACCGCGAUAUGGACAAGCUAGCAUUGGUUUAUGAAAGUCAGUAUGAACUGGGCCUAGUAGCAUACAGCACAGGCGAGUACAACGAAGCGACCUCCAAGUUGAGCGACUCGUAUUCGACGUAUGCGUCGCAUUACGGACCGACGUCCACAGAAUGCGGCGGCGUCCUCUUGACGCGGUUCCUUGUACAUAUCGAAAUGGUCCCAGCUUUUGCAUCGUUGGAGAUUGUGGACGAUUUUCUCUCCAGAUUCCACACCACCGGCGCCUUCAACAGCGGGUGGAGCAACUGGAAGUGCCUCGCAUGCUUUGGACUCAUCUGUGGCGAUAUGGUCAUGUGCCUGGAGUGUUCUCGGCUGUCGUACCGCCUGUGUCAGUCCUGUGCCCAAGCUACACCUCUGCUAUCGUUGGAGCAGUGUGCGCACAGUAAUAAUAGCAGCUCGUGGAAGGCGUUCACUCCCCCAUUGCGAUAUCUGCUCGAACACCGACUCACGCUACUAGCCCAAGCCGAGCAAUGGGACGAGUACGCACACACGCCCACACGUACCUUGCAUUUUGCGACGAGUUUCAAAUCGAAAACCCACAACAGCUUGUACAUAUGA
Molecule: messenger RNA, 1164 nt
Organism: Aphanomyces astaci
Lineage: Eukaryota; Oomycota; Saprolegniomycetes; Saprolegniales; Verrucalvaceae
Exons: 2
Coding region: 1-1164 (387 amino acids)
Molecular function (GO): protein binding
Source: RefSeq, a predicted model, not a curated record